AUGGAGACAUCUUCGCCACUUUACAAUUUGGAUUAUUUUGGCGAAACCAUGGAACAGAAAGAUCGCAAUUCUCAUUGCUUUUCCGGUGAGUGAGAAAAUAUUAGCUUUCUUUUGCCAUUUAGUUUCUUUAUUUAUCACAUCGCCCUGUAUCCUGGCUUAUUUUCUCUGAUUAUUCGGAAAGAAUUUCUAAGAAACCGAGAAGAAACUGAAAUAUUUUGGUGCGCGAAUGUUUUGAAUUAAUUUUGUGCGGAGAAUUCCAUGUCGUCGUUGUGUUCUUAUAAAAGUUUAUUUCCUCCGUUCUGUAUGACGUUUGGAAGAAUUUUCUUGAGAAAAUCUGCCAUUUCUCAGUGUAUUUGGCCGCUUUCCCUCGUGUUUACGUUUUUUUUUUUCAUGAAAGAAAAUAGAAGGGCGUUUUCUGAAUGAAUGGAGUCUUUCACACUGCUUUAGAAAGCGAAUCAAGGAAAUUGUGAAAUGUUCUGAUAUUGACAUUGGUGAAAAGAACUUUUAAAAUGUCUAGUUAUAUCAAUAUUUUUAUUAAACAAAAGCGCUACUGAGCCCUGAAGGUCGACCUUCGUUAGAAGACCAUAAAAUCUAUUAAAACCACACUGUUAAUUAUUUUGUUUUCCACGGAUCAACAGUUCGUUCCUCUGAGUAACACCCAAAAAUUCUAUUUCCGCUCCACUUGACUUCCGCUAGUGUAGACGAUUACGUCACUUCCUACUUGGUUUAGGUGUUCUCUGGUGCAAUACCCGUAACAAAGAAUUUAAAAUUUACAAGUCCCUACAUUAUGCUAGUCAGGAAGCUUGCCCUAAACACAGUGGCAACAAAGCUAUUUCUCCAGGGCCAUAGUGAGUCACCACAAUUAAAAACGACAGCUGCCAGUGCCAAUCAAAGUGUUUUAUUAGAAUGUCUGACGUUCCGGGCCGGCCGGAAGUGCUGCUUGUCAAGCGUAAGGCAAAAUUCACGUUGGUUGAUAUGUACACAACACCUGCAACUAUCCUGUCUGAAAUUUUAUCGAGUUUCCGCGCGAUGCGUUUUUAUUACGUCUUGCAAGCAUUUUUCUCGUCUUAGUCUUUGUCACUUAUUCUGACUAGCCUGCGUAACAGGCGUUAUUUUUUCGCGUUUCUCAGGCGAGCAAAGGCAAGCGCGAAGCGAGCAACGAGUGCCAGCCAGACACCUGCGACGGUGGAAGGCACUCCUCGCACGCUUCGCGCGCUUCCCUUCGCUCGUCAGAAAACGCGAAAAAAUUACUCCUGUUAUGCAGGCUAAUUCUGACAGAUUAACAAGUCAAGUUCAUAAUUAAAGGUAAUAAGAUCAUAAACCUUGUUUCAAUAUCUUUGUUUAUACGCAAACACAUUUAGUCCUUUAUUCAGUAUCGCAUAAGAGGCGAAAUCUUAUUGGUCAGAGCGAGUAAACGAUCCAAAUGGUCUGAAAAUAUUUUCUCGGUCCAUUGCAACUAAUUAUAUAAAUCUCCAAAGUCACGGUUCUAGUCAUGGAAUCCAACUCGGUUUUCCACAAAUCGGAUUCUUCGUGCGAUAAUAGAUGGCAUAAGAGAGGUGAGAUCGCUUUACCUCUUUCUCUGAGGGUUUUUUUGUUUGCAGAAAUCUCUGACGCAACAAGGUUGCAAAGCACAGUAAAGUACAUAGCGCGAAAGACAUUUAGUGACCUGCCGGUAAAUGAGAUUUGAUCUUCGUGCGUUUGAUUUUUUGCUUCGAAACUCAAAUGUUGUCAACGGUUUAUGAGGUCCUCGUUUAACACUAAGAUAUAGAGAACCUAAGAAAGUUACAAAAGUAUUUGCUCAGGAAUCUAAACUACCUUGAUCAUAAUCAUUAGGGUAACUCGAAAUGACUUUUACUACUGGUCAUGGACACUUUUUAUUGAUCUUUGAAACGUUCUACAUGUCAAGAGCCACACUUUACGGUGACAUUUUCCAAUUUUCUAACACAUGUAUGUUUGGGGUAUGUUACACAGUAUCAUUUGCGGUGAUCAACGCAAGUGGGCGCAGAACAUUGUCAGUAGAACAUAGGUUAAGUCAACUUUCUUUGCUAUGUUAAUUAUUGGCACUACGUCACCUGAAGGUGACGAUGUGCUUCGGAUCGAAGCGUGAUUAAAAAGACAUUUCAAAGAAAUAUUUAACGAGACGCCUUAUUUAACUAACCAAUAUAAUUAAUGGAAGCCAUUAAACUGUCUUUACCUUAUCUAUUUCUAGAUCUCGAAUUAGCGGCUGAGAUAGGAAAAAAUCUCUUAGAAAGAAACAAAGAACUGGAAAUAAUGCUGAAAUCAUCGCACCAUUACUUAGAGGAACAGCAUAUCAAAAAUGAGGUGUGUAUAAGAAACAAUUUUCAAUUGUCUAUGCCCGGCGCUAGAAAGAAAAAGGUGUGGCUUGCGUGCGUGUCCCUCUCGCGCGACUUUUCACGGUAUCCGCCAAGUGGAGAGCUCAGUGUUCGCAGGCUAAAAAGGCGUAAUUUAGUACCCCGGCUCUUCAGCUUCUUGUUUAGUGGGUGGUCGCUAGGAGAGACUCCCGUGAGAUAGAAAAAUUUGAUUUUUUAUUUGUCUAACAACUCGAAGUCUGUUGGUCCCUGUUUUUUAGGGAACGAAUUGGCAGCCGCAGCUCAGCACGAGAUUCAACCUCGUUCCCUUAAUCCUUUCGUUUUUCAAAAAGUGGUGGUCGCAUUUUAAGACCCGGGAGUAUUUCAUAUCCCAGUAGCUUCCGUGAUAAACGUAAUUAACGUGUGUUACCAUCAGAGUUAAGAAAUUUUAACAGGGGUGAGAAACACAUGGUUACGGAACAAGCCAGCGUGACGUCACGGCUACCAUAGUACAAAAAAAUGAAACGCCGGCCAUGUUGGUGUACUAAAAAAGACUGGUGGGGAUUGAACUCUCUUCGCAUGUAAAAACUUUCUCUUUUUUCAAGAAUUUGCAUAGGAAUAGUUGCUGACCACGCUAGUGGAAACGAUCUAUAGGGGUUAGGAAGAAAGUUAUAAAACCACAAUAAUAUUAUUGUAAGGUAGCCGAACCUACUUCACGAAUUUCUCUUAAAUCCCCAGUUUCUUUCAAAGCAACUGGAAACAACACGAGAGUUACAUGAAAGUCAAGUACGUGCCUGUGAACAGAUGGAAUCUACUGCCUUGGAACUACAGAAAACUAACAAAGAACUGCAGAGCGAAACAGCAGUAAUGCGGAAACGUUACCAAACUGUUGUACAAACUGUGGAAAAUUUGGAAAGCAAAUGUGACGAUUACAGGACACAGGUCGAAGAACUUCAAAUAGAACGUAUGCGAUUGCAAAGAGAAAUGGCGAGCUCUUUAUCCCUUAAACUCACAUGCAAAGAAAACGGCAGCUACGAGCUCGCGAGAGGCGAGGAUGGAACUGACGAGACAGAAAAAGAUGAAAAGGUUUUAAGCUUUAAGAAAGACAUCGAAAUUCUCAACGACAGGAUUAUGCAACUUAAAAGGCAGCAUUCGACGGAGAAACGCCGUCGUGAAGAACUCGAGCUAGAGCUGUCGGACUUGAUCCAAGAAAAUCAACAGCUUGAUAAAGAACUUUUCAACUUCGCGGAACAAGCGAGGCAGUGGCAGCAAAGCGCGUCUGAAGACUCGAGUCUCAGCGUUUUAGCAUGUUCUCACUCGGGUCAUCGUCGGCCACUUUCGGAAAGCACCGACGACGAGUCGUUUGUACUCCUGAACAGCGAACUUGAUCGGCAGGUAAGCGCUAUGUCAGAUCAAAGCGAGGUUGAGAUUUUGAACAUUUCACAGGAGGUAAAAUCCCCCCUUCAGGAGAACAGUACUUCGUUUUUAUCAGAACUCGGAAGCCAAUACCAUGAGUUAGUUCGAAAGUACGACUCUCUUGUUGAAAGGUGUAAAAACGAAGGCAUUGUCCAUGAAACACCUCAGAUUCCAACAGUACAGCGCGCGAUUCAAACUUCGCCAUUGGAUGAGAAACCUACGACUGAAAUUGGAGCGAGCGGCCCUCUACAAGACAGUGCGUCGGUCAGGGAGUACAAGAAACUCUUUGCGCAAAUCUACUCCAAACUUCAAACAUCUCAGUCUUGCAACCCAGCAGAAAAGGAGCUAUAA
Messenger RNA from Porites evermanni, 4076 nucleotides. Lineage: Eukaryota; Metazoa; Cnidaria; Anthozoa; Scleractinia; Poritidae. The record is from the annotation of a GenBank genome assembly.